AUGACACGAGUGGAUGGAGGAGGCUGUGGUGGUGGCCAGGUGAGCAUGGCAAACCCCGUGGGUGUUUGUUUGCGUGAUUUUUCGGAGAAGUGUGCGCGCGUGUGCGAAGCCUGUCUAGCUCAGUUGGUAGAGCGCAAGACUCUUAAUCUUGUGGUCGUGGGUUCGAGCCCCACGGUGAGCAUGGCAAACCCCGUGGGCGUUUGUUUGCGUGAUUUUUCGGAGAAGUGUGCGCGCGUGUGCGAAGCCUGUCUAGCUCAGUUGGUAGAGCGCAAGACUCUUAAUCUUGUGGUCGUGGGUUCGAGCCCCACGGUGGGCGACUACCAAUGA
This is a messenger RNA of Peronospora matthiolae, 327 nucleotides long. The record is from the annotation of a GenBank genome assembly. Lineage: Eukaryota; Oomycota; Peronosporomycetes; Peronosporales; Peronosporaceae.